Homalodisca vitripennis (glassy-winged sharpshooter) is the source of this 981-nucleotide messenger RNA. RefSeq lists its product as uncharacterized. The coding region runs from base 1 to 981 and encodes 326 amino acids. The transcript has 5 exons. The record is from RefSeq and is a predicted model, not a curated record. Lineage: Eukaryota; Metazoa; Arthropoda; Insecta; Hemiptera; Cicadellidae.
AUGUGGCUUUCUGAGGGGGUGAGGGGAGAGGUUCGGGCGCUCAAUUUGAGCCCAGUCUCUUUGCACCUGGGCCAACAAUCCCACGAUCGCCACCUCUUUCAAAACCACAUGAACCCUAGCUGGCAUAGCGGCAGGUGUAGAGUCACCAAUGAGCAGGACCUUGUUUCAGAUCCCUACCAAAGUUUCGACCCCCCGGCUGAGUCUAGAGGAGUGGCAUCGGGGGGCAGGACGUCCGGCAGCAAGGUGGGAGAUGAUGCCAACGGCAAUUGGUGUUUGGCUACAGUUGCGCGGCUCGUCCGCUAUUUCAGGGCGGCCAGAGAAAGGCUUCGACAAACAGCCAGCAACCCGUACCUGAAGAGAACGAUCCCGGAGGUAACUCUUCAACCACAUCAAGAGGCAUCCGCCGAGUCCAAUAGCUUCGAGCUUGGCCACCAGGUGUUCAUGGCUUACACGAUCAAAAGCUUUGGAGAAUUCUGGGAACCUCUAGGACGCUUGGAGGUGCGACUGGACGCCGGAUUGUACGAUCUCUUCCGUGGUCUCCGGUCUCUUCUGUUGGCCACUCACUGGCACACGUUCACCCUCAUGUACACCGGACUCCCACUAAGGAGAGAUGCUGCCGAUAUUCUGCGGUCUCCACCUCUUCUUCCCAGGUUUAUUCCCCUAAGAGAAGACGCUGCGAGGCAUGCGAUAUUCAGGCUACUUUCAGACGUCUCGCACUCCACCAAGGGCGUCGUCCUGCUGAUGAUGGACGGUCAUACCACCAAACGAGUCAUGGACGAGGCCCAGAAGUUGAACAUGGUGUUGGGGAACUUUGUCUGGCUGUGGAUUGAUACGACUGCGACCAUCUCGGCGCAUAACGAUUCUAAGCUCAGCAUCUUCUACCCAGAGGACACUUCGCGAAGCAAGGAUCGCAGAGCCCGGGAAAGUGGUGACAAUGACCAUCCCUACGACCGGUGUAGAUUAUAUAAGCUAUAUUUUUAA